Molecule: messenger RNA, 2333 nt
Organism: Marchantia polymorpha subsp. ruderalis
Lineage: Eukaryota; Viridiplantae; Streptophyta; Marchantiopsida; Marchantiales; Marchantiaceae
Source: the annotation of a GenBank genome assembly
GACCUCUUGGGCCUUUGGAAGGAUUGAUUGAUCGCUGUGAACAGAGAAGAUGGGCAGCCGGGCUUCUGUGCUGCACCCUUUCCAUCAAGCGCCAUCUCAUUGCUCAUCUGUGCAGGGUUUCAAGGGUUUCUCUCACGACCAGUCCCACUGAUUACAUCUUUCACUUUAAGCAUCUUAAGAAUUGCAAUCGUACAACUCGGUCGCUCAGAUCUGAGAAACCCGCAUCAGGAAUUCCAGGAUCUGAAGGUCAUCCGUGGUGAGAUCUGGAGAUCGAUCUUUGGAUCUGUGGAAGAAGGAAUUUUGUGCAUAUGCCAGGUAAUCUGUGACGGAAGAGCAUCGAAGCUGAAAUAGCGUCUGCAAUUUAAGGGACAACAUGAGAUUGGCCAUGGCACGUGUCGCAAUUUCCUUUGUGGUCAUGGCCUUGGCCACGAUCGUCUUCUCGGCAUCCUCAAGCUUUGCUGCAUCUAAGGAUUUGGACCUUGGAAAUGUUUUGUUUUUGGAGGGCGGCCAGGAUGGAAACUUACGAGAUAGUAAGACAGAUCAUCAAGAGGUUAUUUUCUCUGAGGAAGAGGUCGCUGCAACAGUAUCAGUACUGUUGGGUGUCUCUCCUCCAGUCAUGAUCAGUUCAGACUCGUCUGCCAAGCUUGAUUCGGUUCUUUCAUCCAGCCCUUUCCGGCGACCCGGUUCAGUGCUUGCUCUGACUAUUAGAGGCAUCAAUCUGGAGCAAUUGAGCGCUGGGGAAAGGAAGGCUAUCUUUGGACACUCUACCACUCAGCAACGUUUGCUCUCAGGGAGCACUAGACAAGAGCCUUUUGUCCUAUCUGGUCAAGAGGUGAACAUUGAGUCACUGAACAAGAACUGGGUGGAUCAGGAAGAAGUGGAGCAGGGUCUCGAAGAUAUGAUGACUUUCCUGGGAGGAGUCUUUAAGAAGAACGGCGACGUUGUCGAGCUGACUGUUACAUUGGAGGAGAGCGUUUCUAUCUCGCUGGACCUUUCAAAGAAAGCUGAUCGAGAGUUUGCCGUCGACCUUAUGUCCCUUUCUCACUUUAGUAAACGGGCAGCCACUUCUCAAGACUCGAGAGGCACUGCAAGGCUCUUCAUGGAUACCUUUUCCGGCGUUGAGGCAAUGGACAACAACCUGGAGGCUUCAAAGAUUUUCCUCUUCGCUGUUGCCCAAGUUCUAGACCGUGGUCAAUUUGUUGGUGUGUUCGUAUUCCCUCCAAGCAAUUCCGUCAAUGAGUCUGAACAAGAGAUGUUCCAAGUCAAGUUUCCAAUCAGAUCUCGAUCUCUGGAUGAGUCAAGCCCCGUACUUGGAGCUCCAUCUGCCAACGGUGGUCUUAGUAAAGUCGACAACACCUUGAUCGAGUUGGAGAUUUUAUACUUGGUUCGCAGUUCACUGGUGGUCGCUACAACGAUUAUUCUGCUGGUUGCGACCUUACUUGGGACUUGCUACCUCGUAGGCAUGCCUUUGACCCGUGACACUCUACUUUACUCCGGGGUCAAGCUUGACUGAUCAUCAUCUGCCCUGAUGUUGUAAAUUGUAAGUCCAUGCGAGAGGAUACCGUUAUGACCAUGCUAGAAGCUGGUGAACGCAGAGACCUUAGAGUUUGCACAAAAUCAUUUUGAUGUAUAUUUGAUUCACGUGUCUAAAGAGAAUUCUACACUGGAUGUCACAAAAAAUAUCCGAAAACAGUGUAGCAUUUAUACGUGUAACCGAAGUCUCACAAAGCGGAGCUGGAUGGAUGUGCUUGUAGUAACCGUGAUCGAUAGCUGCAGAAGGGUAUGUGCUAUAUCUUCCUCAGAGACCUUGAGAUAUAUAGAUCUGAAGUACGCCAUACCUGGUAGGAGGAGAAGUGGAGAAUUUAGAGACGUCCUGAGCAAUAAGCGCCUGCACCAUUUACCUUCUAUAUUGGCAAGUGGAUGGGCUUUUUCGGAGAAAGUUGCAGCGCCAAUUUAGAUAACUGGAUUCUUGGCAUUUUUUAGUAUGUUCUGUGGUAUUAAGCUUUGGAGUGAGUAGCUUUUCAAAGUAUUAUUGCGCUGCAUAUAUGUGGAAGUUCGCACCUCGAGGUUAGUCGAGUUCCAGCUCGUGGAGUUUGUGUGCAGGUUCUUCCUGAAUUGAAUUGUGUGGCCUCUCAGCGUUUUCGAAGGCCAUGUCUUUUGCGGAAAGUUUUAAGGACGUGUAACUUAUUGAUGCGGCAGUUAGAUGUAUAUUAGGAGCUGAAACCAUCACGUGUUUGUUGCAAUUAUAUAGAGAUAUUAUUAUGAAAAAUCCGUAAAGUCGUCAUAGGAUUGUAAACAGAACGAAAGAAGAGGAAAAGAUAAACAUACUUUUU